Messenger RNA from Caenorhabditis auriculariae, 3685 nucleotides. NCBI's taxonomy places the organism in Eukaryota, Metazoa, Nematoda, Chromadorea, Rhabditida, Rhabditidae. The record is from the annotation of a GenBank genome assembly.
AUGCUGCCAGACUCGCCAUCGCCACGCGCGGCUCUCGCACUCUCCGACCUCCAGCCUCAAACAGGAGCCUCGACGUUUUCAGUUGGCACUGGAUCUGGAAAUUGGUCAGUCCUAAUCUUUCGGACAAUGGCUUCUGAAUGAAAAAAGAGGGAGAAAAGAAAAAUAAAGAUGACGAGGACAGAUCCCGACAAGAAGACAAGCGCAUUGCGCAAGGGUCUCGUUUGCCAGACGCAGUAGAUCGCGAGGCGAAGCUCGUUUGCGGCCGAGAACUUGCUUGCGAUUGGGUCGGGCACAAGCCGUGCGUGUGUGUGUAUAUGGUCGAUACCAAAUAUACGCGCUUUUUUGCUUUGGAGAUCGGCCACACGAGAUGACCAAAUUAGUCUUGGAAUUUGAUCACUUCAGACUUCUGUCUUUGCGAAAAAACCUUACUAGUUAGCAACAUUUUAGGACCUACUAAACCAAAUAACUGUACAACAGAUUCUUAGAAACCAAACUCUGAUGCCUUUCGUAGUAAGAUACAGUAACGUUUAUAAGGUACAGCUGUCAGCAGCCGGGCUAUAAUGUCUUCAGAAAGCUGAAAUGAGAUCAUCUACUUGAUUAAAUCUAUGUGUCAUGAAAAACCCAUACGAAAAUUUGGCAAACUUUGAAAUAUAAUCCAUGAAUUAAUCGAUUAAAGGUCUACGAGAGGCGUCGGCGGUGUUGGUGGUGACGCUUUCGAGAAGUCCGGCAACGGCGGCGGAUUAUUUGGCGGGAACAGACAAAAUGUUAGUCCGCAGUCUUUGAAAAUGAAGAACUGUCAUUUAAUAACGAUAGCAGGAAACAUUUGAAGGGAAACGAUCAAAAAUGAAAAUGAGUCUUGUCAUAGUCUGCCCCAAGCCCUUGUGGUUUCCCUGAAGCCUUUAAUAACACUACGAACGGAUCUGUUCUUCGAAACCUUCAAUAUGAUUCUUCAAACAUCCAGAAAGUUUUAAACAGGUUCUGUUCGAAGAUCUCUAAAAGUUUCAUCCUUUCUGCCACCUGAAAAUGUUGAUUUAAGGGUAGAAACUUUUGAUAAAACUUCAGAAGCGGUGAAACGCAGUGACUUUCUCUUGAAUAGGAAACUCUCUAUGAUUCGAGAAUCGCCUUGGAGGCGUGGCAAAUGUUAUCACCUGCCCCUUUCUUCAACCUCCAGAAUCCGGCUUUUCCUUUGUCCGCUUGACCCCUUUAAAAGUGGUCUCCAGCCCGCUCAUUCUUCAUUGUUUCUUUCACUUCUACGGAUAGUCAUAGUCCUUACUUCAUUAUUUUAUAUUUAUUCGUUGAUUGCCUCCUCCAUUAUUUUAUUCCAAAACUGAGCAAAUUUCGAAAAUAGAAACUCAUUUAUUUCAUAGUUGAGAUAAUUUUUAUUAGAAAAACUUUUCCGAUCAGCGGAAAUCCUUGAUGGAAUUCUCUCAAUGGUUCUCCAGUUUGGAUUCCAUCUAUUUAAAAUUGUAGAAUCUCGGAUCUCGGUAGAGCAAAUCCGACGUGCCCCGGACGUUUGUGAGCUUCAGUAGUGAACACUUAAGAGUACUGACGUCGCUGAAGGGUUCACCAGUACUCAAAAACGUACGGAGCAGCUCCGGCUUGCAAUAUCGAGGUCCGAGAUUGAGAAAAGCGUCACGAAAAAUGAUUUAGCCAUAGGGUUUUCCAAAAUCAUGCACUUACCAACAGUCUUUUCUGAGCUGCAACUUUUAACUUUGGAUAGGAUUGUUUUUUUUUCAUAUAUUUUGGUGAGGAAAAUAUUAUUAUGUAUAUCUUUCUGUUUUCAAACAAAAUUCUUACCUUGAAAGAUUAAAAUCUUCAGGACCGAUUCGAGUUGGGCGGUAACGGCGGCAAGCAGACUUUGUUCGGCGGCGGCUCCUCCUCAUCUUCCUCGUCCUCUUCAACUUCAGGCGGAGGCCUCUUUUCUAGCAAGUGAAUCCGAAGCUAUCAAAGGUAUAAUUGGUAAAAUGGAUGGAAAAUAAAAAAGAUUUACCUUUUCAGGAUGUAUUUCGCCGCCUUUUUGCUCACUUUCCUGACCACUUUUUCAUCAUGUGUAAAUAGCGAACUGCAAUUGCCUGAUUGCAAUGAAAUCCCUAAAGUUUUGUGCUGUACUCAACGUGUUUUAGGUAGAGUUUGAAGGAGAGAGGAAAUUUAAUCGAAAAAAUUGCAGAUAAAUGUAUGUCUGGUUGUAUCGACUACGUAACGGAGAAAUGCCCACAUAAGCUCGAGAAAUACGAAACUAUUGAGAACGAGAACGAGAACGCCGUCGAGGGCACGGUAACUAUUUUUCUCUUUCCUGUCUGAUAGACUAUUGGUUUCAAGAUCAAAUCGAGAAAGCCUGAGUCGGCGGAAGAUGUCAAGACCUCGAAGCUCGACAAGAUGGUGGAGAAGUUCGUCGACCGUGAUGAAAUCCGACGAGCGCCACAAGGUACCAAAGAGAAAAAAAAAACUCUUAAUGAAAAACUCGGAGGCUAGGCUUCAAAUUAUAUAAGAACGCAUAUAGAUCGGUUUUUCAUGAUGAUAUAAAAAAAAAAUCGCAUAAUGCGUUUAGAGUAAUUUUCGAGCGGAAAAGGAGGGAAACUUUUAGUUCAAAGUGACGUCGAAUUCGACUGAGAGCUUCGCAGCCGCAACGCGCGCCCUUCGAUGCUAUUUUUCUCUGGAUUUCUUAUUUUCUAUAUAAAUUUGAAAAGGGUUCAACACAUUUUUGCUCAAAAUUUCUUUGAACGCGGUUUAGAAAUACUUUAUUUGUAACCAAAACUGCUAUUAAAACAAAAUUUUCCUUUUCAUUCAAAUAAGUUUUGACGUCAAUCAAAAAACAAUUUCUUGCGUUGUGAUUUUAUCCAAGCAUUUCUUUUUGCUACAAAACCUUUAUGUAUUUCUUUUAAUUUCCGAAAUUUCUCAGAAAAAAAUAUAUCACUUUCUCGAAGCUGAUCGAAGCGAUUCCAGGCGGUGACGUGAAACAGCUGAACGCAGAAUAUCCCAUCACAGAGGUGUCGGACAACGACCUGACGUCAGAGUGCGGGACGGAGCGCAGCCAGCCGCCGUUCUCGCCGUGUCUGUCGAGGAAGACGGCCGACGACGUGUUCCUCUCGUGCUGUCGUCAGCAGGUGCCGUCCAACUGCCACUCGCUCUGCACCUACGAACACCGGGAGCACGUCGCCGCCGAGACCCUGAUCGCGGCCAUCCAGCAGGACGGCUGCGACUUGAAAUACCUGUCCAGUCUCCUCUACUGCGCUAAUCAGAAUCGCGACAACCGCAAGUGCUGCUCCCACCUGGGAAUGUCCAACUCGGACCUCGGCGUCGGCGAUCGGUACUUUUUAUUACAUUCAAAAUGGUUAUCUACAUUCGCUCUAAGAGGAAUCCAACUUCAAUUUUGUCAAGUCGAAAAAAUGACGACUAUAUUAUUUAGAGCUUUUUGAAAUUACGCUUUCUUUGGGAAUAAGAACUUUUUUCACGAGGUUUUUACGACCUAUCCAUCUGAGUUAAGGCUAAAACGUCGAAUCAGAAUGAAAUCAAUGCAUUUUUUACGGUUUCAUGAAGAAAUCGCGUUUACAGAUGCUUGCGGAUGUGCAACAUUGCGCAGAGCGGCAACCGCGUCGGUUCCUUGGAAAAGGAGGACCUCGUCUGCUUGAGCAACUGGAACGUCAUCAUGUACUGCGGCAGAGGCGGCCUUCGCACCAUCAAUUGA